UGAGUUCAACCAGGCUUCAAAUCCAUGAAUGUCAAGGGCAGGCAAGGAUUUGGUGGUCCCGAUGUGCCGAUCCCAACUCGAUAACCUUUCGGGCAACAUCAACUUGGCUUGAUACCGUACCCCACCAUUACCCCUCCCAAUCUGCCAUUGAUAGUAUUGUAAGCUAAGUUACGUUGAGAAUGAGAAAUCUCUUGAAAUUCCUUUCAGCCGCUCUGACGGCGCCUUUGGCUUUGGGCUUUGCCCACCCUGGCCCCGCCUUUACGCGCACCAGUGGUUCUGCCAUUACCACAACAACAACAACAAGUAGAAAAGCCACUGAGUAUUCCAUUGCGGAUCAAGUGGAACGAUUUGCCAAUGCCAAAAAGGAGAAAAACGAACGGUAUUUGGAUAUCAGCAGUGUCUACAAUGGCGGCGAUUUGUCCGGAAAACGUGUUUUGGUGACGGGAGGCAAUCGUGGCCUGGGUCUGGAGAUCGUGAAGGAACUGGUGGCCAUUGGCGCCACUGCGAUUGUGCUUUGUCGAAAAUCCAAUCCCGAUCUCGAAGCCAUUGUGGGACAAUGGAACGUUUACGCUGGUGUCGACGUCACGGACGAUGAAGCCGUCAAAAAGGCUGCCAAAAACAUUAAGAAUGACGGUGGCGCCUUGGACGUUGUCAUCAACAAUGCCGGAUAUUUCUACGACCCAUUCGAGUCUAUCUUGGAAGAUACCAUGAACUUUGAUGAGCAAUUGAAACAAAUCAACAUUUGUGGAUUGGGACCUCUUCGCGUCAAUGCGGCUCUGGUACAGGCAAAGGCGCUGGCAGAGGAUGCCAAGUUGAUCACCAUCACCUCACAGGCAGGAUCCUGUGAAUGGAGAGCUGUACAGAACAAAGACAAGGGUGGAGACUAUGGACAUCACAUGUCCAGGGCUGCUUGCAACAUGGCGGGUGUUUUGCAGGCCCAAGAACUCAAGUCCAAAGGAUACUGCGUCGUACUCUUGCAUCCUGGGUUCAAUCGAACUGAAAUGACGGCCAAGUACAAGGAUAUCUGGGAUGUAGAGGGAGCUGUCGAGCCCAAGGAUGGAGCCAAGCGUGUCCUCUACGAAACCAUCAAGGCAUCCAUGGAAUCCACGGGAAAAUUCAUCAAUUGCGAAGAUGGAAAGGAAAUCCCUUGGUAGUUCGUUUUAUUCUGUGCCAUCAUUGCUUCUAAGCUAGCUAACUAUUAUUUGGUAGAGGCUGCGUCCGACAUAUCGUAUCAGUUCUCCUUGGAAGUUUUGUUUGCCGUGUCAUGCUAAGCUAGCUUACUAUCUGGUAGAGGCCCC
This is a messenger RNA of Seminavis robusta, 1298 nucleotides long. Lineage: Eukaryota; Bacillariophyta; Bacillariophyceae; Naviculales; Naviculaceae. The record is from the annotation of a GenBank genome assembly.